CGCGGGUUUGAAGCAGCGGACGUGUACUUGGUCAAGGUGGCGCUGAAUGCAACGAAUCCGUCUCAGCUGCUGCCUCUCGAGUUGGUGGACAAAUGCAUUGGCUCGCGGAUUCAUAUUGUUAUGAAAAAUGAUAAGGAGAUUGUCGGAACACUGCUUGGUUUUGAUGAUUUUGUCAACAUGGUGCUUGAAGAUGUUACUGAAUUUGAGAUCACACCAGAAGGCAGAAGAAUCACAAAACUGGACCAAAUCCUAUUGAAUGGAAAUAACAUAACGAUGCUUAUUCCUGGUGGUGAAGGUCCUGAAGUAUGAAUGGAACCCUCUUUCAACUAAGUGAAUUUUUGAUUCAUGUACUUCUGUUUUAUGUUCACUUCUGUUUAUGACAGUUUUUUUAAGAGUUUAUUUUUUAUGACUCCUUGCAAAAACUUGCAUUUAUUUUGUAGCUGGAACAAAUGUAUUGUCUCAGAAAUGAGAGGUGAAUCAUGUUUGAGUGUAUGCAAAACUUGAUUUAUUUUUAAAGAGAAAAUAAAGGGUUUUCUUUUUCACUUAAAAAAAAAA
This is a messenger RNA of Chiloscyllium plagiosum (whitespotted bambooshark), 555 nucleotides long. Its product is annotated as U6 snRNA-associated Sm-like protein LSm5. Gene Ontology annotation, cellular component: U4/U6 x U5 tri-snRNP complex; Lsm1-7-Pat1 complex; U6 snRNP. Gene Ontology annotation, biological process: mRNA splicing, via spliceosome. The record is from RefSeq and is a predicted model, not a curated record. Lineage: Eukaryota; Metazoa; Chordata; Chondrichthyes; Orectolobiformes; Hemiscylliidae. Gene Ontology annotation, molecular function: RNA binding.